Messenger RNA from Pelodiscus sinensis (Chinese soft-shelled turtle), 2895 nucleotides. NCBI's taxonomy places the organism in Eukaryota, Metazoa, Chordata, Testudines, Trionychidae. The record is from RefSeq and is a predicted model, not a curated record.
GACUCAGCCCCCUGCUGCUGCGGGAUGGGGCUUGUCAAACAGCCUCCCCCAGCCCGGCCUGUUCUCUCCUUCCAGGGGCCGGGGCCCAGGAGUUCCAGCUGCUGCAGCCCCAGCGCGCCGUGUCGGUGUCAGCGGGACAGACUCUCACCCUGCACUGCUCUGUGACUGGGAACCCUCCGGCAGGACCCAUGAAGUGGUUCAAGGGCUCGGGCCCCACCCGCCUGCUGGUUUAUGCAGAGUCAGGAUCAUUCCCCCGGGUGACGAAGGUGGCCAACACUGACACUGACUACUCCAUCCGCAUCAGUGACACCCGCCUCGAGGACGCCGGGACCUAUCGCUGUGUGAAGUUCAAGAAGGGGCCGGGAGCCGAUGAGGAGAUCGGAUCCGGCGCUGGCACGGCCGUGUCUGUGAGCGCCAGGCCGUCGGCCCCGUCUGUGUCCGGCCCCCCCAGCAGGGCAGAGCCGGGCACCCCAGUGACUUUCACCUGCACGUCUGGAGGAUUCUCCCCCAGAGACAUCACUGUUACCUGGCUCAAAAAUGGGGCCCCACUGCCGGUCCCCCAGCCCCGGGUUCUCCCCGAACACGAGAGCGUCUCCUACAGCGUGUCCAGCACCGUGGGGCUGAGCCUGAGUGCAGGAGACGUCCGCUCCCAGCUCACCUGUCAGAUAGAGCACAGCGCCUUAGCGGCUCCCCUGCUUGGGACGUACGACCUCAGCCACGCCCUGCGAGUUCCACCCAGGCUGCGAGUGGGCUCUGACCCGGCGGGGUGCAUCACACGGAACGAGUCUGUGACGUUCACCUGCCGCGCGGAGGGGUUCUACCCGCAGGGGGCCAGUCUCACCUGGCUGGAGAACGGAAAUGAGACGGAUCUGGGGAAACCCUCCCGCCUGACGGAGAAUCCAAACGGGACGUUCACGUUGCAGAGCUCCCUGGAGGUCAGAGCAACCGAGCAGAGGAGCCAGUCUGCAUUCACCUGUCGGGCUGUGCACGAUUCCCAGCCCCCCGUCAGUGCCAGCGCGAUGUUGAGAGUCUCCCUGACACCUACAGAGCCUGGUCAGAGCCUGUUCUCCAGCCCGGCUCUCUGGAUUGGGCUCCUCCUGGAGAAGAUGCUGACUGGAGCCUUCCUCCUCUUCCUCUUCCUGAGGGCCCCUGGUCUGUUCCCCGAUGUUCUCGCGCCCUCCCCGCCUGCCAACCGCUCUGUCUGCAGCCUCUGCCCCCAACCUGAAGACCAGUCCCCAUAUAGUGGAGCUGCAGCGCCCCCUGCUGGCCUGUCCCAUGGAGCCCAGGCUUAACAAACAAAGGUUAAGGGGAGAUCAGGUUCCAGUCUGCAAGUACCGACAUGGCCUGGGGAACAAAGGUUUAAUAACAGGAUCGUCAGACUUGCCAGUACCAGGGUGAUGCCCCGUCUGUGUCUGGACCUGGAAACCAGCCAAAUUCAGCCUGGAAAUGAGGCCGAAAUGUUCCUGGGGAGAGGAACUAACCGGGGGCCGUUUGCCAAGGGCCGUGGUGGAUGCUCCGUCAGUGACGCUGUUUCAGCCCAGGCUGGAUGUUUCUCUGAAGGAGCCGCUGUCGGGAUUGUCCAGGCAGGUCUCUGGCCUGUGCUGCAGGGAGGGUCAGAUCAGAGGAGCAGAACGGCCCCUCUGGCCUGGGAAGCUGAGUCUCUGAUGGGCGCACCCACCGCUCACUGCCCUCCUGAGGGCACAGCCUCUGGGAGGACCCCGCCUGGGCUCCCUGCCCCCUCUCGCCCUCCCCUCUGUGCUGUCUGACCUGCCCUUUCCUUCAGAGAACCAAACAAUAUAUACCCCAGGGAGUAAUGUCGAAAUAAUAAGUGGAGCGACCGCACUGACUAGCCUGUAUUAAAAUAAGGGGAUUUCUUUUUCAAAAUCUGUCCUGCUUUCCUUGGGGAGAACUCUUAUUUCAAAAUAGUUAAAUCGUGAUUUCGAAGUCGUGUUCGUGUGGACGCGCCGCCACUGCUAUUUCAGAAUAACGACUCCCCAGGGCAAUUGGAGCUAAUGACUCCCCAGUGCUUCCUGGGGCUGUAAGUGGCGGUAGCGCGUCCACAUGCACAGAGCCUGCCUCAGACUCCUGUUGAGGCUUCCCCACAGUGGGAACAGGCUAGUUCCAUUUAGUUAUUUUGAAAUAAUUUCCCAGUGUAGCCUUGGGCUGAUCUGCCCCAAGCCGCUGGCCUGUCCCACCUCAGGGAAAUGCACAGAGAAGGGGACCAAUCUGCGGGCCCCUGGGCACAGUGUGAGGGGUCCCCAUCUCCACCCCUUGCUCACACUCUUCUUGUCUCGGUGGGGUACCAGCGUCGACACAAAGAUCAAUUUGUGGUGUCUAAGCAGACGCAAUAAAUCGACAGCCAGUGGAUCGAUCGCUGCAGCAUCAACACAUGUCGCAGUAUAGACAAGGCCUAGGCACACUACAGACGGACAGAAUUCCUCCUGGUUAGGGCUUUUUGUUCUUCCCCUCCUGCUUCAAGUCUCAAACUUAGCUAACAGGAGGAUUUCAGUCCUCUGUCUCUUAUUCAUGGGUUAUAGCGAUCAGCAAAGCCCUUUGCCCUUGGAUGGGUCUCGGUAUUUUGUCAACUGUCGAUGGACCUGUGCAGUUGAGCUGCACAUGACACCUGCUUUUGGAUAUUGGUAUUUCACUAAUUACUGCUUAGCUCCUGCCUGCUGAUUUGCAUAAUUAUCGAAGCUUCCAAUGGGAAUGCGCCACUCUUACUAGUCACUCUGGGCUGCAGCUGUUAUAAAUGAGACAGACCCAGACAGUAAAAUUUAAACAGGAAGCAAGUUUGUAUAAUUUAGAUCUUUCGUGUAACAAUACCAACACCAGGGCUGCAUCUAGACUGGCAUGAUUUUGCGCAAAUACAUUUAACAGAAAAGUUUUUCCAUUAAA